Messenger RNA from Pectinophora gossypiella (pink bollworm), 1439 nucleotides. Its product is annotated as putative gamma-glutamylcyclotransferase CG2811. The transcript has 5 exons. Lineage: Eukaryota; Metazoa; Arthropoda; Insecta; Lepidoptera; Gelechiidae. The record is from RefSeq and is a predicted model, not a curated record. Gene Ontology annotation, molecular function: gamma-glutamylaminecyclotransferase activity. The coding region runs from base 122 to 760 and encodes 212 amino acids.
UUUUGACAGGUCAAUUCAGGUCAUUGGCCAGUGUCAGGCAAAAGUUAAUUUGUUUUAGAAUUUGCAAUUCGUUGUUCACCUCCAAAUUUAUCUUAUCAGAAACUUAUCGUUCAAUAAAUACAUGUUGACGUUUACGAGUUUAUUAUUUCGUCAUUUUCGGAUCAGUUACGUGCAUAUUUUCAGAGGAAUGAAUCACAAAGUGUUUGUCUACGGCACGUUGAAGCGUGAUCAACCGAACCACCACUGGUUAACAGAUCCUGAAAAUGGAUUUGGCAAGUUUUUAACAGAGGGUAAAACUAAAAAUAAAUAUCCAUUAAUAAUAGCUACAAAAUACAACAUUCCAUUUGUAUUACACAGUCCAGGCGAUGGACUUAAUGUGAAAGGUGAAGUCUAUGAAGUAGACAACGUAAUGUUGGGGAGGUUGGAUAUUUUAGAAGACCAUCCUAAUUACUACGAGAGGGAGGUUGAUGACAUCAUAAUAACAUCUGAAAAGGGUGAACAACAGACGAUAAAAUGCUGGAUAUAUUUCCUCAAGAAAUUCAAGAAGGAGCUGCUGAAGCGGCCCAUGAUGGACUCCUACUCGUCGAGGGGGAGCCACGGCCUGCCCUACCUCGAGAGGUCUAAGCGAGAUCCUUCUUACGAUCUUAAACAUGCAGUUAAAGACGACCGGGUGAGAAGUAGCGUCGUCAUCAGCAGUUUUGUGGCCAAUGCUGGGUGUAGGGCCUACUAUAUGCCUACUACUAAUAUGAUGCACUCAUAACUGACAUCUCGCUUAGUUAGAGCCUAAUGAGACGCUGAUUUCUCGUUCAAAUAAACGAAUAUUUUAGAAAUCUUGGAAGCACCCAAGAAUUCUAGAAUGGCGUGUUUGGCGCCAUCCGAUUGGAGACAGCGGAUCGCGAGCAGGGAGGAUUAUAAAACAAUCCGGAAAGUCGUUUACCAAAAUUUAAAAUCUUGUGACUAAAAGCCGCACAUUUAAAAAAAAUACCGGAUAAUUGACACGCACGAAAUUGAACAAUAAGUCCCACGUACAGAGAUUAACAAUCAAAAUUUUAUAUACGUAAAUAUUUUACGACAAAUAUCAAUCUUAUCUGGACGAUUGGUAAUUUGGUUGGCAACCCUAAUUCAAUGGCAUUAAAAUUUUGAGAGACUUAUGCCCAGCAGUGAGCUAAUACUGGCUGGUGACGACUGCUAUAAAAUGUACCUAAUUGUUUUUUUCUUUGUUUUUUUUCAAGUCCUUUUUAAUGGGUUGUUUUUUUUAUUUCGAUUAGAGGGUAAAGAUUUUUGUAUGUAUGUUAAUAGUUUUUUUUUCGUCAAAAACAGUUUUUUUUUGUUUUAUUUGCAGCAAUGAAAAAUCUGCAAGUGCAGAAGAUUACAACGAUAUUAUAGAUAAAAAUAAAAAAUGAUUGUAAUUAUUAAAAAUAACUGCUACGGUAUUUAUA